AUUUUAAAUUACAUUUAACACAUUGAGAAAAAAAAACAAUUGUUUUUAGUAGUGUUCUCCACACAAGAUCUCCACAAUAAAGACUUCAAAAAACACAAACAGAAAUUAACUAAACAAAAAAAACUUACAAAAACACAAAUAAACUGCAAAACACAAAAAAAAUGUUAAAACAUAAGUUUAAAACGACGGAAUAUUAUGAAGUAGAGACAAAGGACGAGGUUGAAGAAAGGAUACAGACUUAUCGGUUCAGUGCUGAAGAUAAUGACAUCGACCCCUGGGAUAUUCCCUUUCCCUUGCCGGAGCACAAAGACCCGUCCAUGUGCCGUGAUGAGUUCCUCAGCACCUUCAUAGAGGAGCACGAAACCAGGGCGGAAUCCAUAAUGCCCAGAUCGACAAUUAAGGCCAUGUCGGUGAUUCAGGGACUUGAGGAUUCCAAGGUCCCGGAGUUGGAAAAGGGUGCCGAGGCAAUGGUGGUACUGCAGUUGGCCAGGCAGCGCCAGAAGGGGAACUUGACGAAGACCGUGGAGCAGUUCUUGGAGGCAAUAAGGAUGCGGCCCACCCUGCUGGCGGACCUAAAUCGCCAAAUCCAGAAGGCGGCCAUCGAGUUUCUAUCAGUGCGUCUGCUCAAGCAGUUGCGCCUCUUUUCGAGUCCCUGGCCGGGAGAGCUGGAGGAGAUCCCCUACCAUCUGUUCAGCUGGUCUUUGGAUAACUUUAUGACGCGCCUAGACGUAAAACAGAUGUAUCUCGAUGUCAUUAAUCGGGAGCGGAGCGUGGAGGAUCUCGACUGCCAUAAGUUCUGCAAGGAUCUGAGCGAGAUUGAACUCCUUAUAUAUGAAAUCCGACAGGAUUAUCGCGACGAUAAGGAUCUCUGCAAGAACAGUCUCAAAUCGUUGCGGAGUGCUCAAUACAACACGAAUGCCCCAUGGGUCAAGACCCUUGAAAGGAAUCUUAGAAUUAUUGAAAACGAUAAUUUCGACUCCGUAUUCUUUAACCGAACCAGCUCCUUUAAGAUGCUACAUCGUCACACUUCUGUAAUGGGUGACUUCGAGUCCUCCUCGGCUUUGGAUCCCAUCGAGAUGCGAUAUCAAAUCAAUUGGAUAAGAAGCUGUACGGAACAGAGACUGUUCCGGAUAAAUGGACGGGAGGAUGCAAUGAGAGAGGGACUAAAGGAUCUGAAGGAGCAGAUGAUGCAGGACGAGUCAGUGCAGUAUUCCUCGGAGCUUAUGUAUUCCUUGGAAUUGGGCAAGCUCAGGGCCAGCAUUAGGGAUUGGCAGGAGCGGCAGUACACCGAUCUGGAGAAAGCUGACGUCAUGUGUACCGUAUCAAAGCUUGCUCUUCAAAAGGUCAAGGACGAUCUCAAGUUUUACAUGGAGCAGAAGGAAAUGUAUUUAAGACGAUUAGAAGAGGUGCAAGCUGUUAUAGCCCUCGAGAACAAGGCUCGCGAACAGAAGGAGUCUGCCGAAAGAUUGUCCAGGAAGUCUGAGAGGAAGUCUGCAAGGAUGUCUGUAAGAAAGUCUCUGAGAAAGUCUGAAAUAAAAUCAGAGCGAAAGUCAGAGAUAAAGUCGGAUCGAAAGUCGAUUUCCGAGAGGAAAUCUGAAAGAAUGUCUGAAAGGAAAUCCCGAAAUUCUAAAGCCCUAUAGUAUAUUUUUCGGUUUGGAUUAUUUCACUUGUAUAUGUUUCCAAUUUACCAAAGAGAUCAUUAAAAUAUUGUGUUAAA
Molecule: messenger RNA, 1717 nt
Organism: Drosophila rhopaloa
Lineage: Eukaryota; Metazoa; Arthropoda; Insecta; Diptera; Drosophilidae
Exons: 4
Coding region: 162-1640 (492 amino acids)
Source: RefSeq, a predicted model, not a curated record